Charadrius vociferus (killdeer) is the source of this 1384-nucleotide messenger RNA. RefSeq names its product dynactin 4 (p62) (gene DCTN4). The record is from RefSeq and is a predicted model, not a curated record. Gene Ontology annotation, cellular component: dynactin complex. The transcript is spliced from 13 exons. The coding region runs from base 37 to 1176 and encodes 379 amino acids. Lineage: Eukaryota; Metazoa; Chordata; Aves; Charadriiformes; Charadriidae.
GUGGACUCUCACUACUGUCCCAGCUGCCUGGAAAACAUGCCUUCAGCUGAAGCCAAGCUGAAAAAGAACAGGUGUGCUAACUGCUUUGACUGCACUACCAUGAAGAAAGCAUAUUACUUGGCCUGUGGAUUUUGCCGCUGGACUUCUCGGGAUGUGGGCAUGGCAGACAAGUCUGUUGCUAGCGGUGGCUGGCAGGAGCCGGAAAAUCCUCACACACAGAGGAUUAACAAACUGGUAGAGUACUAUCAGCAGUUGGCUCAGAAAGAGAAGAUCGAGCGGGACCGGAAGAAGCUAGUGCGGCGCCGAAACUACAUGCCCCUGGCCUUUUCGGACAAAUAUGGCUUGGGAACCAGGCUUCAGCGCCAGAGGCCCGGUGCACCGAUCAGUGCCCUCGCUGGACUCUCGCUGAAAGAAGGAGAGGACCAGAAGGAGAUCAAGAUUGAGCCAGCUGAUGCAGUGGAAGAAGUGGAACCUCUUCCUGAGGAUUACUACACAAGACCAAUCAAUCUGACAGAAGUGACGACUCUGCGUCAGCGUCUGCUGCAGCCUGACUUCCAGCCGAUCUGUGCGUCCCAACUCUACCCACGUCAUAAGCAUCUCCUGAUCAAACGCUCGCUGCGCUGUCGGAAAUGUGAACAUAACCUGAGCAAACCGGAAUUCAAUCCAACAUCUAUCAAAUUCAAGAUCCAGCUGGUUGCUGUUAACUAUAUCCCUGAAGUGAGAAUCAUGUCUAUUCCCAACCUGCGCUACAUGAAGGAGAGCCAAGUCCUUCUGACUCUCACCAAUCCAGUGGAGAACAUCACACAUGUCACACUGCUGGAGUGCGAAGAAGGAGACCCUGACAACGUCAACAGCACUGCCAAGGUGGCAGUUCCUCCCAAGGAGCUUAUUCUAGCUGGCAAAGAUGCUGCGGCAGAAUAUGAUGAACUGGCAGAACCUCAAGACUUCCAGGAUGACCCUGACGUUAUCGCUUUCAGAAAAGCCAAUAAGGUAGGAGUUUUCAUCAAGGUCACCCCGCAGAAAGAAGAGGGCGAAGUGACCGUGAGUUUCAAGAUGAAGCACGAGUUUAAAAACCUCGCUGCUCCAAUCCGGCCCAGCGAGGAUGGCGAGCAUACCUCUGAGGUCAUCUGGCUCACCCAUCAUGUGGAGCUCAGCCUCGGUCCAGUGCUUCCAUAAACGCUCCCACCGCUUGCGCCCCGACGGCUGGCCACAGGAUGGACUGUCAGAGUGGAGGAGGCACCUGGUGAAACGUUCUGCGAGAGCUCCUUUGUGAUGUGUGGGUGUGUGCCACGGGCCCCGGCCGGGCCACAAGGAGGUGGCUGAGGGUGCCGUGGUUUGGGAUGGUUUGUUCUCUUCCCCCUCCCUUGUCGUAGUGCCCACUAAC